UAUUAAUCCAGGCAGUAGAGUAGUCUGUCUGUGAACAUGGAGACAGUCAGCAUGUUAGUGAUUGUCCUGUUUGUUUCAGGUGCUUUGGCUGGUUGUUCUGAUAAAACAGCACUCUCCAUAACUGCACCAAAGCAGCUGGAAGCACUGAGUGGAUCUUGUUUGCAAAUCCCAUGUAGCUUCACACCCAAAGCAGGACAGACAUUUGACAGCACAAGAAAAACCUUUGGAGUGUGGAUUAAAAAUCAAUCCCAAUUUGGCAAUAAUAAAGGCAAUGUGAUCUUCAACAGUAGUGGAGCAGUUAGCACCUCUCCAAUGAGUAUUACUGGGAACCUGAGUCAGAAAGACUGCACCACUCUGUUUUCUAAUUUAACCACCACAUACACAGACACAUACUUCUUCAGAGUAGAGAGUGAACCAUUCAAGGCGACAGCUGCUUGUGAUCCUCUUCAAAUAACAGUCAGAGAUUCUCCUUGGAGGCCCAAUAUUACAAUCCCAGGUGAUCUGAAGGAGAAGGAGUCUGUCACUAUAACCUGCUCAGCUCUCACUCCCUGUCCACACUCCCCUCCUCAACUCACCUGGAAUCUCACACAAGAGUCUCACAACAAAAUAGAGGAAAACACAGAUGGAAGCUUUACAACUAAAAUCCAGCAGACCAUCACUCUGUCAGACACACAUGAUGGAAAGAAGAUCAGCUGCUCUGCCAGAUAUCCUGUGAACCAAGGAAAAGACACCAAGACAGCAGAGACAGAAGAGACUCUCAGUGUUUCAUAUGUUCCCAAAGACACCUCAGCAUCCAUCAGUCCAUCAGGUUUGGUGUCAGCAGGCAGCUGGGUGAAGCUGACCUGCUCCAGCAGAGCCAAACCUCCAGUCAGCAGCUUCACCUGGUUCAAGAAGAGCAGAGAUGGAGCUGUGAAAGUAUCUGAAGGAGAGAUUUACAGCUUCAAUGUAACAGAUGGAGGAGUUUAUUACUGUGUGGCCACUAAUGAUCUGGGUAAUCAGACAUCAGCAGAGAUUCAUGUGACUGUUGCAGAUGCUCCUAAAGACACCUCAGCAUCCAUCAGUCCAUCAGGUUUGGUGUCAGCAGGCAGCUGGGUGAAGCUGACCUGCUCCAGCAGAGCCAAACCUCCAGUCAGCAGCUUCACCUGGUUCAAGAAGAGCAGAGAUGGAGCUGUGAAAGUAUCUGAAGGAGAGAUUUACAGCUUCAAUGUAACAGAUGGAGGAGUUUAUUACUGUGUGGCCACUAAUGAUCUGGGUAAUCAGACAUCAGCAGAGAUUCAUGUGACUGUUGCAGAGUCCACACUGGUCCUACUUCUUGGAGGAAUCUCUGGGAUCAUCUUACUCAUUUGUUUGAUAAUCUUUCUUUGGUGGUCAAAGUCAAUGCGUCGAACUCAACAACAGACUCGGAUUCAACCACAUGAAGAGCGGGUCGUUGAAGGGCCAGCAAAUAACACAGAAAAAGAGGAAGAAAACAUCCAUUAUGGAGAGAUCAACUUCUCUAAGCUGGGAUUUGAAUCACCCUCUGACUCAGUGCAGGACAGAGGACAGCAGCAGGAUACGGUGUACGCACAGGUGAAAGUCAACAAGCAAGAAAACAGCUUGACACAGAGAGCUCAUGGCCAAGAGGAACUCUACGCUGAGGUGAAGAAAAAAUGAGAAGUAUGUGUUUACAAACUGUAAAGAAUGAAAUAUGAAUGUGGAGCCUUUACGUGAAAAUGUGUCAUAGUCACUGCCAAACCGUUCAGUGAAGUAAAAAAAAGCUUUUUUUAUGUUCACCCUCCUCUACUAAUUUCAUACGGCUGUUUUCAGAUUUUGACCUCUUAUGAUAUUAAAUAUGCGUAAAUAGAAGUUGCAGCAGUUCAGCAGGGAACAGUAAAAUGACUGGUACUUAUAUGCAGUGUUGAUCAAGUUACUUGAAAAAAGUAAUUAGUAACUAAUUACUGAUUACUUCUCCAAAAAGUAAUCCCAUUACUUUACUGAUUACUUAUUUUCAAAAGUAUUUAGUUAC
Oreochromis niloticus (Nile tilapia) is the source of this 2005-nucleotide messenger RNA. RefSeq names its product B-cell receptor CD22-like. The transcript is spliced from 8 exons. NCBI's taxonomy places the organism in Eukaryota, Metazoa, Chordata, Actinopteri, Cichliformes, Cichlidae. The record is from RefSeq and is a predicted model, not a curated record. Bases 37 to 1653 code for a protein of 538 amino acids.